ACUAGUGUGCAGAAUACUUUUUUUUAACGAAAUUGAAUAUCAAUCUCAGAAGAAGACUUUAUUAAUCCCAAACGUGGACAUUACUUAUGUUUUGGUGUCAAAAUGCGUCAACGUGCGGUUUGUUUUUGGAUAUCGAGUUAUCCUGGAAAGUCUUUGAAUGUCUUAAAUUCUAAAUGUGAACACAAAUUGCAGCCAGAAGUUAUUUUACAGAUUAUAACUCUGUUUUAUUAGAUUAUUAUUUAGGUUUGGAGCUGCUGCCGUGCUUAUUUGAAAGAUAUAAACAAGAUUAUUUUCAUAAUAAUACAAUAUCCAUCACUUUACUAUAUUAAAUUACAUUCAAUAAUGCUGCUUAAAUUAUGUUAUAUUUUAAAAUAUGCGGCUAUGUCAUAUAAAAAGGACAGUUUUGAUAUUGCAUAAUAGUAGUCAGCCCAAUUUAAAAUCCAUUUAUAUAAAAUACAAUGUAUUUUUCAUCUGGUUCUUGAAUCCUUAACGUUUUGUUUUCGGGAGAUUGUUUCCACUUGUAGCCGAUAAAGUCCACAUUGUUUCAAGGAUGUUAGAAUGCUAUCUUAAUACUGGGGGGAAGGCUCAUUAGGCAGGUUGUUGAGAAUCACCUCCUCUCUCUCCAUCCUCCCACUCUCCCAAAUCCACUGGGGAGAUCUCCUGCUUCUGAUUGGUCGGUGAUGAGUCAACGAGGAGGGGGGGUGACGGGAACAAUGUCAUCAUGUCGCCUUUAAAAAGAGUGCAGCUAUGUUUGUGGUGAAAGGAAUCAGAACAGGGAGCAGAACGGACGAUCAGUAGCGGCAGAAACAGACGCGGCAGAAACAGACGCGUCAGAUGUCCUGAAAGUGCAUCUGCUCCCUUCCCCAAAAAACAGUGCCUUCCGCUCUCCAUCCAGCAGAAACAUGCCCAGAGGAUUUUUAGUGAAAAGGAACAAGAAACCAAACCCGGUGUCGUACCGCGUCCGCGUAGAGGAUGAAGAGCCUUCAGCUGCUGCCGUGCCACCUCCACCUCCCCCGCUCCUGCCGCGUCCCUCCUGGGUGCCUCUCGCAUCCUUCCCGGUGCGCGCACAGACUCCCACGUGCGGGGCGGUGGCUCCGGAGCGCUUGGAGAGACCGGUGCAGUUCGGUAACCCCGAGGCAGUGUACCAGGCUCUCUACAGCCCCACGCGCCCCGUCAGCCAGGACCACGAGCGCUCCUACGAGAGGCGCUUCAACCUCUCCGCCGCUUCCUUCCCCACCGGAGCGGCCCUCCCCGCGGCGCUGGACCGCCCCUUCGCCCCGGUGGAUCUGAAAAUCGGUUCCAGCAACAGCAGUCGCACCGGAACCUUCAGCGUCACCGCAUCCACCGCGACGCUCCCCACAAACACAAAGCGGCAUUCAAGCGACACCGAGCGCAAAGGAAAACCAGCAUCCAAGAAAACCAAAACGAUCCGGAAACUGCACUUUGAGGAUAACGUCACCACGUCUCCGGUGCUCGGGCUCAAGAUUAAAGAGCCGGUGGACCGGAAGCCCCCCAGUCUCACCGGGGAGGAAUACAUCCCGCUGGGGGAGUUCGUCUGCCAGCUGUGCCGCGAAGAAUACGCGGAUCCUCUCGCCCUCGCGCAGCACAAAUGCUCCAGGAUCGUGCGCGUGGAGUACAGGUGUCCCGAGUGCGACAAGGUGUUUAGCUGCCCGGCGAACCUCGCGUCGCACAGGCGGUGGCACAAACCCAAGCAGCAGCAGAGUGUCGUGCAGCAGCAUUUGGAGAGCGACAAAUCUGCCGCGUCCGGUAAAACAGCAGCAGCUUUGGAUGAAGCGAAGGAUUCUAGUGACAGAGACACAACCAGCCCGGGACCCUCAGAGUCCGGGUCUGAGGAGGGGCUUUAUGAUUGUAACCAGUGCGGGAAAAAGUUUAAACGCCAAGCUUACCUGCGGAAACACCUGGCGUCUCAGCACUCUAAAGUAACGGAGGAUGACGAAGCAGCAGCGGCAGCGGUGCGCGAACAGAGCGCAGCACCGCUUAACCUGAGCGCCUGCCACCUGUGUCCGGUUUGCGGGGAAAACUUCUCGAACCGGGGCAGCCAGGAGCGUCACGUCCGCCUGCUGCACUCCUCCCAGGUGUUCCCGUGUAAAUACUGCCCCGCGGUGCUCUACAGCUCCCCGGGGCUCACGAGACACAUCAACAAGAGCCACCCGUCCGAGAACCGGCAGGUGAUCCUGCUGCAGGUCCGGUAAUCUGCUUUCACACCGGGACACACAUCCCGAUCUGUUCCUGAGAGGGGUUUUUAGAGAUACACUGCAAACAUAUCUGGUUUAUUUCAACGUUUGGGCUGCUAAAAUCUGACUUUUUGGUAAAAUUGAGUGGAAAAGACAUGGCACUUGGGUGGGAGGCAGUAACUCCUGAUUU
Messenger RNA from Notothenia coriiceps (black rockcod), 2385 nucleotides. RefSeq names its product insulinoma-associated protein 1a-like. The coding region runs from base 903 to 2213 and encodes 436 amino acids. The record is from RefSeq and is a predicted model, not a curated record. Gene Ontology annotation, molecular function: DNA-binding transcription repressor activity, RNA polymerase II-specific; RNA polymerase II cis-regulatory region sequence-specific DNA binding. Gene Ontology annotation, cellular component: transcription repressor complex; nucleus. Gene Ontology annotation, biological process: regulation of cell cycle process; neuron differentiation; negative regulation of transcription by RNA polymerase II. Lineage: Eukaryota; Metazoa; Chordata; Actinopteri; Perciformes; Nototheniidae. The transcript has a single exon.